Messenger RNA from Drosophila bipectinata, 2687 nucleotides. RefSeq names its product conserved oligomeric Golgi complex subunit 4 (gene Cog4). Gene Ontology annotation, cellular component: COG complex. The record is from RefSeq and is a predicted model, not a curated record. Lineage: Eukaryota; Metazoa; Arthropoda; Insecta; Diptera; Drosophilidae. Gene Ontology annotation, biological process: Golgi organization; retrograde vesicle-mediated transport, Golgi to endoplasmic reticulum.
UACCUGCAAAAACAAUAGUUUGCCCACGUAGAUCUGUUUGUUAAUAGAAUAAGACUUUAAACAGGUGUUUGAUCUCCUGAUCAAUGGUUUUAGAAUGAGUGUUAUGGACAAACUAAGCUCCUUGGAUGUCAGCUCCAAUGAACAGGUGGAUGAGGCCCUGGAGAAGAUUGCCGAGGAAGAGGCGAGGAUUAAUGAGAAGCUAGAGGGUCUGCUGGCAAAACAGUGCCAGAUAGAAGCCAAAAUGAGUGGCAUCGGCAGAUCCCUGACCCUGCUACAUACCGUGGACACAGACUCCAACAAACUCAACGAGCAAAUUGUAAACACCGCCCAACUGGCGGAAUCUGUGAGCGCCAAGGUUCGCCGUUUGGAUUUGGCCAGAUGCCGUGCUUCUGAAUGCCAGCAACGGGUCCAUGACCUCAUCGAUCUACACCUCUGCAGCCAGGGCGUGGUGAAGGCCAUCGGAGAAGAGGAUUACGAAAAGAGUGCCACGCACAUUGCCCGUUUCCUGGCCAUGGAUCAGCAGCUUCUCCGACGUACUGCCGACGAUGUACAGGGUUCUAUUACAUCCGUAAGUGAUGCCGUCAAGACUCUGGAGGAUGCCACAGAGAAGACACGCGUUCUCAUUGCUAAGAGGUUUGACGAGGCUGUCAAGAGCGAUGACUUGGCCUCUGUGGAGAGGUUCUUCAAGAUAUUCCCGCUAGUUGGUUGCCAUAAAACAGGCAUCGAAAAGUUCUCCGCUUACAUUUGUCAGAAACUGUCGGCCAAGGCGCAGAAGGAGCUGCGAAAUGCCCAAGAUAUUGCCAAAGCGGAGUCUCGUCUUCAACUGGCGUACGCAGAUCGACUUACAGCUAUAUUGGAGAACUUUGCGCGAGUUGUAGAGGUUAACCAGCCAAUAAUUGAAGCCGUCUACGGCAGUCAAUCACCCUCAUCCUUGGUUGACAUGGUUGCUAUUCUGCAACACGAAUGCGAUGCCGAAGUGAAGAAUUUACUUAUGGAGUUUAAUAAGAACCGACAAAUACAGUACCGAAGCAAGCAGGUUAAUGAAUCCACACAGCGAUCCACUGCCAGUGGAGGAGUGGGCAGCAAUAGUAUUCAGGCUCUGGGUCACUAUCGUAAACCAUCUGGCGGAUCUGUCGACAAGCUGAAUCCCAAGGAAAUUGAUGCAAUUAUUGCCGAAAUAACAGUUAUGCACGCCCGGGUUGAGCUGUAUUUCAGAUUUAUGCGUCGCCGCUUGCAAGUUCACGUGGAGACUUGUGCUCCAGAAAAGGAACAGUCUGAAUUGAUGGAGCGCUAUGAGAAGAUUAUGAAAACCUCAGAUUUACGCCGACAAAUGCAGGAGAUUCUAAGCACUUAUUUGCUUUUUGAAAGAUAUUUCAUGGAGGAAAGCGUUAUAAAAGCCAUCGGGCUGGAUACCUACGAAAGCGGACAGCAAUGUUCGUCUAUGGUAGAUGAUGUCUUCUUUAUUCUUCGCAAAUCGAUUCGGAGGUCGUUGACAACGCAGUCGAUUAAUGGAACAUGUGCUGUGAUCAAUAACGUUGCCGCUUGUCUUGAUGGAGACUUUGUGGCGGCCCUUAAGGCUCCCUUGAAAAGUGGAUACCCAUCGGGUUACAUCGACUUGGCGCAAGCAUACAAUGCAAUUCAAACCACACUACAACAGGGCAAACUACAUUCCAGUGAUGCAGAUCGCAGCCGUGCCAAUUUUUUGGUCCAGUUAAACAAUGCCGACAUAUCGACCGAAUAUAUCGAAACCCUCUGGCAGACAAUGGAGCAAGAAAUUGCUGGUACAUUUCCUCAAACUUCUCCGGUGGAGCGACAACUACUGGACAGCUGUCUUACCGAACUCAAAGCGGUUCGUGAUGCAUUGAAAGCUACUGUCGAUUUCGGAAUGCAGCAGCUGAGGUCAAGUGUUGUUAAGCCACGCCUCAAUCCUUGGAUAAAUCAGUUUUUAAAUUAUAGUCACAACUUAAAUGAGGAAGAACUUGCUGCCUAUGAGGCCGGAGAAACUUUCGUUCAGUUCUUUAUUGUGCAGUUGGAUGGUCUCCUGAAUUCCUUUAAAAGCGCCUUGAGUCCAAGGAACUAUGAUGCACUUGUCAGUAUUCUCGCUACCGAAGUAACAAUCCAAUUGGAAAGAGCUAUUAAAAAAAUAACCUUCAACAGACUUGGCGGUCUGGUUCUUGAUCAGGAAGUCCGGGCUUUGGGUAGCUACCUAACCGGAGCCACAUCAUGGUCGGUUCGCGACAAGAUGACGAGGAUUUCUCAAAUCGCCACGCUUCUGAAUCUGGAUAAGAUUUCAGAGCUUUCCGAAUAUUGGAAUCCCGAAAAUAACAAAGAAAUGUCCUCAUGGCAUUUAACGCCCAACGAAGUUCGCACAUUUUUAACUCUAAGAAGCGACUUUCGUAUAGAAGAUAUCAAACGGUUGCAGCUUUAAAGUUCCAACGAAACAACUUCUUUCUGUUUUUGGCUAAACCAAUGAUUGAAAUCCAAUCGCAAAAGAAGCUGAGACAGUGGAUUUAAUGUAGAUGCUGUUUUUGCGUCCACCAGAAGUUGAAUAAGGCUCGCAAUUUGAACACCAAAUCUGUAAAAAAGAUAUUUUCGAGUUAAUUCAAAUAAUACACUAUAUAUUUAUUGCUCUAAGCCUUAUUUAAAUAGCAUAUACGUGCCGUGCAAUAAAGUUAAAAAAAUGUAAU